CACACACACACACACACACACACACACACACACACACACACAUACACACACACACAGACACAUUAUGGUAUAAAAUAUAAAAAAUUUUCCCCCUGUGAUAGGACAGGUAUGGACUGACAGAGAGAAGCGAAUGGAAUGUGGAAAGUCCUUGAGUUUAAAUAUUUCAUGAACAAAGCAACAGUUGGUAAAACCAGCAGGGCUUACAAUACAACAGACACACAUAGGUAACCAAAACACAGACAGCACAACACAACCAACAGAGAGACACUCAAGAACAAACACAAAAGAUCCGCUGAGAGCCUCUGGUGAUCGGCGAGUGAAGUACAGCAGCAGAGCACUGACGAUACACAACACAUCUGUGUGGGAAAUAAACCAUAUAGCAAAUGAUGAAGGAGAACAUUAGACUUGUGUAAAGGUUUUGUAGUUAACACCAUAGGAAACUAGCCACCUAGGGCAUGAAAAUAGUGCUAGGUCCGGGCUCUGAUUUGGGUCAUGGACGGCAAGGGACAACUGCAAAUAAGAAAAUAAAUUAUAUUCAAAGUAAAUACAUAAGGAACAACAACUUUGAAUUACUUGAGCAACAUUGUAAUGAAAUGGUCCCAAUAAAAAUCAAUUAAUAAUUAGAAUGACUGUCACAUUUAGUCUGUGUCUCUCACCUGUCUUUGAGCUUUUGAUAUCUUGUGUGUAUGUACUGUCUAUGAUUUUUUUUUUAGUUCCUUGUCGGUAGCAGAAGAAGUUAACGUGUGUGUAUAGGUCUAUGUGUGUGUGUGUGUGUGUGUGUGUGAGACGUCAUUAUCUACUCCUGUUAUUAGGUCAUUCAGUGAUACUGAUACUGUGGCUACCUUUGACAACCACAGCUAAUCUGAGUCAAACAUGAAACUGUGAGUCAGUGGUACGCUUCAUUACAGUCAGAGGUAGAUUAAGAUGUGUGUGAUGAGGGCUGAGGGCUAGCACCUUCUCCAGCUUUGUUUAAGUUAACCAGUUCUACUAUAUGGAAACCAGUGUGUCAAAUUUUGUCCUGAAUAUGUGGAUUUCAGAUUUCAUGUCCUAUUUCUGAUUGAGCAGCACUUGUUGGUGUGGUUUCAAAUGACACUGAUAUGAUGUAUGUAGCUGUCAGACUAGCUCCAGAGACAACAUCGUUACAUAAUUACAGUCAUUAAGAGUGUGUUAAUCACAAUCCUUAAAAUAUCACAUUUCUGUUCUGCACGUACGAUGCAACCUGAAGAUAAAGGAGAAAAGGUUCCAAACAUGUAAACUAUGCAAUUUGUGUCUUGUGUGUGUGUGUGUGUGUACCUCUGAUGUCAUAUAUAUCAUAUAUAUUUCAUGCAUCUUGGUGCUGCGUGCUGUAAAUGAUGAAUGUGUGCAUUACGCAAGACUCCUAAAUCUACUUACACAUUAGUAUCGUCACGACUGACAUUAAUAUGCAUGAGUAAUUCAUAGAUAAUAAAGGUUAGCUUUCCAUAUGCUCAUUUUAUCAGCUGUAAACACAAACCUGAACUACCAAAUGGGCCUGAUUCAGAAUAUUUUAAUUUCAGAAUAACGUUUAAUCAGCGAUCAAACUAUGGUCUGUAUGGACUGGUUGAGAAAGAACUGUUUUGACAUUCAUUCCGUGUUUGUUUGCUGGAACUGUUAAUUAGAACAACAUAUUUGCAAUGACUUGACUGUGAAAAGAGCAAGACUAAUAAUCGUUUCAUUGGAAAAUACCUAAGAUGCAUAAACAGCUCAGUGAAGUUCAUGGGAAACGAGUCGAAGCACAAAAAUGUAACCAAGAACACACGACUGCCUGAUAAGAAUCUGAAGUGUAACUCUCAAGGGCAUUUUACCACUCUUACAAUAACACUGGAGAAACCUCAAAGCACCGCCGCACAGAGCUAAAUACCUCCCUUUAUCAGCUGAAGCUGAAGAUUCUCCUGCGGUAUUUUGUUUAUUUGUUUGGCCCUCCAGGAAAUACCUUCUCCAGCUAUUCUUUCGUUAAUAUUAGUGACUGUACUGAUGUAUUUGUGUCCCCUUCAGUGGAAUAAAUCAAAAUAGCGUUUGAAGCAUAGGGGCGGGACUGUGCCGGGUACCUCAGUACCACAGAAAUCUACCCAGUUGUGAGGAAACCCUCCAAACCUGUUGGUGCAGGUAUGAGCUUUGACUGACAGACUGAGGUGUGAAGUUUCCUCCUGUAAUGUGAGUGCGUGCCACUGAUUUCAGUGGUGCAUGCGUGUGAUGGUGCGGCGACACUGAAGACCGUCACACAGACUCCUGGAGAAGCACACUGAGGGCCGUCCGUCGAGAUGCAUCAGGGACGUCUGCGGCUGCGGCCGUGGCUGGAGGAACAGAUCGAAUCCGGCACAUACCCUGGAGUCGUGUGGCUGGACCAGUCUGCCAGAGUUUUCCAGAUUCCCUGGAAGCAUGCGGCCCGGCACGGCUGGAAUAUCGAGAAGGACGCGACUCUGUUCCGAAACUGGGCCAUCCACACAGGGCGAUACAAACCCGGCACAGACAAACCCGAUCCAAAGACGUGGAAAGCAAACUUCCGAUGUGCGCUCAACUCCCUGACAGACGUCAAAGAGCUUCAGGACAAGAGCGUCAAGAAAGGCCACAACGCUUUCAGAGUUUAUAUUCUCCUCCCACACAGCAAAACAGUCAAAAGACACAAAGCUUUAAGGUGUUUGGAUACCGACAGUAAAGCAGCAAUGUCUCCACAAACACAGAGGAACAUACCACUGGAGAGAUUUACAGCUAAGACACAAACGUCCUUCCCUACUUUAAUGGAGAUGUCAUAUCUUUCCCGUAUGGAUACAGAGGCCUUCUGGAAGCUCACAGACAACCGAGGCAGUGCCACGGCUGAAGCCAAGCGUGUGGAGGAGGAGAGACCAGUCAUCACCUUCUCACAGGGACUGCAGCUGAACAAAACAGAUGAGCACGAGAAAAGAGAAGCUGUGCUGAAGAUCGUGGAUCACCUGAAGCACCCGGAGCACUGGAGUCCCUCGUACGAGAGCGACCGGGGCUGGAGACCCAACUCCAUGUGGAUGGGAUGCCUGUGUAAGAAAACCUCAACAUCCUACUGCUAUUCCCAGAGAACACUGCUAUUCCAGAGAACACAUUUCAACAGUGUUCCACCUAACCAUUUGAUCAUUUUAAUAAUUAUGUAUGAACUCCUCUGAUUUCAGGUGAGACGAUGGAGUUUUCUGGUUACUCCUUCCAGACUGACUGUAACGUUCACAAUACCUCGUCAGGUCAAUACGACUAGACCCACUAAACCAGCAGGUUCAUACUACUGCAUUUGUAUUUUUUGCAGUGCAACUGAAGAAAAAAAGUCAUUAAUGUUAAUAAGUGGACAGUGAAACUGUGCCUGAAUGAUUUUGAGUUGUAAUUAUGUUAAAUUAUGCUAAAUGACAAUUUCUUGGUCACUAAAGAAGACAUCAGCUAUUUUUAUUUGUUUGCCAAACUUUUCAAUAAAUCUUGAGUUUAUGCUUUGGAUUAAACUGUGUGGCUUCAUUCCCUCCUGCAUCUGCCAGGGCUGUCCCCGUUUAACUCCAAAUAUAAGACCUUGAUUAGCUGGAUGAAACGUGGUCAUUUCGACUAAUAAUCACAGGCUUCUUUCUUUUCAGAGACUGUAAAAAAGUCGGGAGAUUUUAAUCAUAUUACCACAAUGUGAUUUCUUUCAAGAUCAUGUCAUUCCAGCCCACAUUGGAAGAGCAAGACAGUUUU
This is a messenger RNA of Carassius auratus (goldfish), 3699 nucleotides long. RefSeq names its product interferon regulatory factor 1a (gene irf1a). Lineage: Eukaryota; Metazoa; Chordata; Actinopteri; Cypriniformes; Cyprinidae. Bases 2280 to 3152 code for a protein of 290 amino acids. Gene Ontology annotation, molecular function: RNA polymerase II cis-regulatory region sequence-specific DNA binding; DNA-binding transcription factor activity, RNA polymerase II-specific. The record is from RefSeq and is a predicted model, not a curated record. Gene Ontology annotation, cellular component: nucleus. Gene Ontology annotation, biological process: regulation of transcription by RNA polymerase II; immune system process. The transcript has 6 exons.